CCAGAAACAUUUCAAAAACAUUUGUAAAAGAAGAAAAAGUUUAUAAAACACAUAGGUACAUACAUACGUAACUAAUAAAUUUUAUUCUUAAAAUCGUAUCGUUUUAUAUCUAUGUUGAGAUUUUUUCAACACCGAACAAUCAGAAACAUGUCAUCCGCAUCAGGAAUAGUCGAAAGUACAAUAAGAAAUAAAUUAUUAACAAUUUUAGAAUCAAAGCAUGUCCAGGUGAUAAAUGAAUCCUACAUGCACAAUGUACCGAAAGGAGCUGAAACACACUUCAAAGUAGUAGUUGUUUCAGAAAAAUUUGAUGGUUUACCUCUUAUAAAAAGACAUCGUUUAGUCAAUGAACUACUGGCAGAAGAACUUCAAAAUGGUGUACAUGCACUAUCAAUAGUAGCAAAAACACCUAAACAAUGGGAGGAAAGUGAUAAACUGGUUGAGAACAGUCCCAACUGUAGAGGAGGAUUUGGUAAAUAAACUAUAAGUCAUCAAUGCUUUUGAUGUCACAUAGUUGAUCAAGCCUAGACCAAUUGUCUAGUUAUUGACUAAGACAACAGAAAAAAUCUGUGGUUGUGUGUGGUGUAAAUUGUAUUGCGUGGUGUAAAGAUGGUUGUUACUACUAUGAUUUAAAAAGGUUAUUUAUAAUUAUUGAUUAUUAUUCAUUGUUGUGUUAUUAAAAUAAAAUAAAAUCCUUAGUUACAUUUUUUAUUUAUUUGAUCUAGUCCUGUAAAAUUCCAAAUAUCCAGAUGCAGUUAAACAUCACAGUCUGGUUACUGAUGUCUGCUUGAAUGUUUAUUAUAAACAUAGUUUAAUUUACAAAAUGUAUUUUCUAAUUUAUUAUAUCCCUUUUACAAUGCACAAAAUAAUUAUCAGGUUUCUAAAUUACUAAACAUAUUUGAAAUUAUGCAAUAUAAAUCAAUGACCAGACUCCACAAUAUCCUUCCCAUAACAGUAAGGUCGAUAACACUGAAGAGACACAUAACACAGAUUUGACAUGGAAGAAAGAUCUUAAUAUUGUUUUGUUACAGUUUGUGAUCUGAACAAAUUAACUCAAAAUGAAUUAUAAUCGGUAAUUAUAUUUGGUUUUUCACCUACGCUAUAUUUACUGAAAUUUUUAUGUGGAGCCUCUGUCUAAAAAUCAGAUGGCAUAUAAGAAAACUCCCAGGAGGUGGAAGAACUGUGACUAUGUAUAAUAAAUCAUUCCAAAUUUGAUGUAUUUGUAAAUGUAGAAUUUAUUUUCAUUCAUUAGUUAUUUUCUUUGUAUAGUUGUUGUCUAUGAAAUAAAACUACUUCAUACAACAAGCCAGAGCUUCAAUCAGAAAUCAGAAUUUGCCUUCUGUGACAAUAUAAAAGCUACACUAUAUCCCUAAAAAUAGUUUUGAAAAAUACCAUUUUUGUAACUACACUUAUACAAUCAGCUGCUAAGCAUUUAUAGAAAAUAAUAUACUAUUUUAGAAAACUAACAUUUAUCUAAAUGCUAACCAGUGAUAAAGCAUACAGUAGGCCUUCUGGAGUAGGUACCACCACCCCGCCUAUUUUUGACGCGACACUGUCAUACGAACCAAUCCGAAGGGCCCGACGAUCGCUAUAUAAUAUUACGUUCAUGAUUAAACAUUGGUAUGUUAGUCUUAAAUUCUAUGCAAAAUACUUAACUUUAUUACAAUUUGUGAAAAUCUAUUAUUAUAAGAAUUCAAUGCACAUCUAUUGAACAAAAACUAUUUUACAUAAACAUAUGUAUGUACAGACCAGCUGAUUUGCUUAAGAUUACCGGUUAUUCAAGAGAUAAACUGUAAUCUCAAAAAAUAUUGAACUUAUGAAAUUUUAGACCUCAAUUAAGGUCACACAUCAUUGUAGAAUUUACGAAAUAUGUACAAACUUACAUCAAAAUGAUCUUCACAGAAAUAAAUUGAAAUUUUUAGACUUAAACUUGUUGGAUCUCGUUGUGC
This is a messenger RNA of Bombyx mandarina (wild silkworm), 1946 nucleotides long. Its product is annotated as bolA-like protein DDB_G0274169. The record is from RefSeq and is a predicted model, not a curated record. Lineage: Eukaryota; Metazoa; Arthropoda; Insecta; Lepidoptera; Bombycidae. Gene Ontology annotation, cellular component: mitochondrion.